Molecule: messenger RNA, 862 nt
Organism: Halichondria panicea
Lineage: Eukaryota; Metazoa; Porifera; Demospongiae; Suberitida; Halichondriidae
Product: fibroblast growth factor receptor 2-like
Exons: 6
Coding region: 1-744 (247 amino acids)
Biological process (GO): cell surface receptor protein tyrosine kinase signaling pathway; cell migration; positive regulation of kinase activity
Cellular component (GO): plasma membrane; signaling receptor complex
Molecular function (GO): transmembrane receptor protein tyrosine kinase activity; ATP binding
Source: RefSeq, a predicted model, not a curated record
AUGUGCCAUCAAAUUGCACUGGGAAUGGCCUAUUUGGCCGAGCAGAAAUUUGUCCAUCGAGACCUUGCAGCCAGAAACUGCAUGCUGGACUCGGGAGGGGGUAUCAGGGUGGGGGACUUUGGUCUGGCUGAGGACGUCUAUGCUAGCGGCUACUUCAGACAAAACAACAGAGCUAAUGCGAAGGUCCCCUACAAAUGGAUGGCUUUGGAAAGUCUCAACGAUGUCAUCUUCACAGAGAAAACUGAUGUGUGGUCGUAUGGUGUGACUGUGUGGGAGAUAUUCAAUAGAGGACGGACCCCCUACCCUGCCGUAGACCCACUGUCCCUCAUCCAGCUGCUGGAGGAGGGGAGGAGACUAGAGAGAUCUCUAAACGCAGCCUGUGCCACCGAGAUUUCUGUUGUGAUGCGUAAGUGUUGGAGGGAGGACCCAGAGGAGAGGCCAACCUUCUCACAACUGUCCUCCAUUGUGGAGAGGCUACUGACAGCCAUCGCUGACUAUACUGAGCUCGGUAUGGUGCUAGUAGACACUAGUCAAGAGGAGGAGCAGCUCAUCCCUCAUCACUAUGGCAACCUUCCGUUAGCUGACCCUCUAACAAUUGAGAAUAGUGCCUACUGCCUCGAGGAGGACAGUCAAGAGAAAGAAAAGCUCAAUAAUGUGCCCACGCUGACACCCACUGAUGAAGUACCUCAUCACUAUGAUGACCUUCCAUCAGUAACUGAGAACAGUGUCGUAGGAAAGAAUUGACUACCAUAACAACAGACAAUUAAAUUGAAUGCUUUUACUAUGUGUUAAAGGUCGAAUGGUUGUCCUAUUCACUGUGCAAAUUAAAUAAGUAUCAUGUAUAUCUAUCAUACUAAUUAUG